This is a messenger RNA of Bactrocera oleae (olive fruit fly), 2768 nucleotides long. Lineage: Eukaryota; Metazoa; Arthropoda; Insecta; Diptera; Tephritidae. The record is from RefSeq and is a predicted model, not a curated record.
GCCAUUUAUAUGAAAUCCAUUAUUACUUCUAUAUGUUCUAAGCACACUGCAUAUAGUACUUUUAUGUGUUUACCUAUUAUCAUUAUUUCAUAUUUUUUUUAUUUAGCCCAUUUUAUCUAAGAAUGACGGUAUGAAAAUGCAGCCAAAUCGGUAGUCGUGGUAUUUCAAAAGAGCAUAAGUAAAUUUUCAAUAGCAAAGCACUGCAAAAAGGACAAACGCGACAACAUAGCCGACCGACAUUGUCGCAAAAUUGAGGGUUCAAACAAAUUUUGUCAACUCCGCGACGCUGCGCAAAAUGCGGCGUUAAUAUGUAUGCAAGCUCCUAUGUAUGUAUGUUUGUCGGCAAAGUUGUCAUUUUUUUGUUUUGUUGGAACUCAAUUUUGUUCCGCCCCGUCUCCGCGCGAACUCGCCAUUACUCCCAUGGGGUGCCAUCAUGGUCAGAGGCGUUACUACGGAGGAUUUAUAUCUUAUUAUUCUAUUGUUUAAUUUGUAUUGAGAAAUACUGAUAUCUUAGGGCUUAUUUAAAUAAUAUUAUAAUAGUUACAUAAAAAUAUAAAUACACAUAAAUUCCUACUUAUAAUCGUUUUUAAAAUAAAUUCGUUUAAUAAAAAUAUAUCUGAAAUAAUUAUGUGGCAGUGCGCCCCUCAUGCCUCCUUGCUGGCGAUCGUUCAACUUGCGUCUCGUUAAAAACCAAAAGUGUAGAAAAGGUAAUUGUUUGUGCGGGCAAGAAGAAGCAAGCAUCAGCGUACGUGUACUUAUGAAUGAUGUGUGAUUUUCACAUUUAUAUAAAUACGCAUCUAUAAGGCAAUUAUUGAAUAUUUACCUAAAUAUAUGAGCAUAUUUUCCUGAAAUAUUAAUUAUCUCAGGAAGUAAAAUAUGCUAUGAAGCAAUUGAAAUCAGAUAAUCUUGAUCAUAUCAAGUACUAAAAUAAAAUAAAAAUAAAAAUUAAGAUUUAUGAUUUACAGCAGUGUUUUUCAAUCUUUUUGAUUUCGCGACCCCUUUACAGGUUGAAAUAUUCUGGCGACCCCCUUGUGUCAUAGUAAGUCAAAGAAAUGAUUUAAUUUUAAUUAAAAGACUACAUACGUUAGGUAAUAAGUUUUUCCUAUUUUGGCAAAUUUAUCUAUUAUUCGCGCGGGUCAUACUGCAUCGGCGACGGCGACGUUGCCACACCGCAAGACAUGAUUGUCGUUGCCGUAACAGCAAGCGUCCCGCGCGCGCCACCCGCAAUGUUCUUUUGUUUCAACUCUCAUCACUCAGUUAAGCGUAGUCGCCCAUGAGUUCAUAAAAAUAUAAAAUGGAUAAAUUUCUCAAAAGAUCGCAGCCUUCAACAUCUGGUACGAGUAUCAAUAGCGGUGGUGGUGAAUCGAAUCCGAAAAAAAAUAGACAUUAUGAUGACAGUUAUUUGAAAUACGGGUUCACAGUCGUAAAUAAUAAACAUCAAUGUGUAAUUUGCGGCGAUGUUUUAUCACGUGAGAGUAUGAAACCGUCAAAGCGUAUGCGGCAUCUCACAACCAAGCAUCAAAAAGAAGCUGAUAAGCCGUUGGAUUUCUUUGAACAAAAGUUGAAAGCUCUUAGUCAGCAGCAAAAUACUAUAAUUCAGGCAUCCAGUGUCAACGAGUCAACGUUAUUAGCUAGCUACAAAGUCGCAUAUCGAUAUUUGUGCGCUUUGAAGCAGAUGACAGUAUUACGGAAGAAAUCUUAUUUUGCAAAGCACUUCCUGCAAACACUGCUGGCCAGUGUUUGUACGAUAUGUUUUCAGAAAGCACUUGCGACUACGAUAUUGAUUGGAAAAAAUGUAUCGCUAUUUGUAGCGAUGGCGCUAAAGCUAUGACUGGCAAAAAUAGCGGACUCAUAGCAAAAUUAAAAUCGAUAAUACCAAACAUAUCCUGGACACACUGUUUUCUUCAUCGACAGGCUCUUGCUGCUAAGGUAAUACCUUCUGAUUUAAAUGACGUGCUCAAGGAGGUAAUAAAAAUUGUGAAUUUUAUCAAAGGUAAAGCUUUGCAAACCCGGCUAUUCAGAAUCGUUUGUGAAGAUAUGGGCUCGCUUCAUCAAAAUCUCCUUUAUCACACAGAGAUCAGGUGGCUAUCCAAAGGAAAGGUAUUGACAAGAGUUCUGGAACUGAGAGCUGAAUUGUUAAUGUUCUUACAAGAUGCAAAAUCAGAAUAUGCUUACCGUUUUUCUGACCCUAUUUGGCUCUUGAAAUUAGCAUUUUUGGCAGAUCUUUUUAGCCACCUAAACAAUUUGAACAAGAACCUUCAAGGAAGAGAAGAAAAGAUUUCAACAGCUAACGAUAAAGUAAAAGCAUUUCACGCAAAACUUCGUUUGUGGUCGUCAAAAUGUUUGAGUCUUUUCCGUGUACUCAGAAGAUUGUUGAAGAUAAUGCAUCAGACCAAAGUUUUGCAGUAUCGGCUCAUAUUCCUUGCAUGAUACAAAGCAUGCAUAAUUUACAAGAUAAACUUUUGACAUACUUUCCAGACUUGCACUCUGAAGCUGACAAUGGGUGUAGAUGGAUUUUAAGCCCUUUUUUGGACAAAUCAAUAAAUCUGGCUGAUGUCAAUACAAAAAUGAAAGAAUGUCUUCUAGAAUUAGCUACUGAUGGCAUGCUUAAAAUGGAAUUUUAUUCGCAAAUUGUCGACGUAUUUUGGAUGAAAAGAAAACACGAAUAUCCAGAGCUGGCAAGGGAAGCUCUUAAAUUAUUAGUGCCAUUCGCCACUUCAUACUGACAUUUUCUUUUAUGGUAGACAUUAAAACUAAAAAGAGAAAUA